Molecule: messenger RNA, 7012 nt
Organism: Erinaceus europaeus (western European hedgehog)
Lineage: Eukaryota; Metazoa; Chordata; Mammalia; Eulipotyphla; Erinaceidae
Gene: TTC34
Product: tetratricopeptide repeat domain 34
Exons: 10
Coding region: 129-3587 (1152 amino acids)
Molecular function (GO): protein binding
Source: RefSeq, a predicted model, not a curated record
GCAGCCCCCGAGCCCUGGCGGUAAGGAAUCCGGGCGCCCCGCGCAGCUGCAGGCGAGUGUGAGCACAAGUGCGGGCGUGCAAGGCCGUGUGUGCUUCGGGACCCACCAAAUCCGGGCCCCAGGUGCUCAUGAGGACUGGCCAUGUGCCCACCGGGGACGAAGGCGCGACGUCCGCCCAGCAGCUGGCAGCCUGUCUGUGCCGGGAGGGCGCCCAGCACAUGGCACGAGGGGAGCCCCCUCCGGCCACCGCCUUCUUCCUGGCCGCCUUCAGCUGCCAUGCCCCGACGGCCCUGCGCAGUGUCCGCGCUGCCCAGGCCGACGCCCGUGGGGCAGUGCUGGCCACGCUGGAGGCCUGGUGCCGUGGCCACAGCCAGAUCCCGCCCAUCACCUGGGGUGGAAUGGCAGUGGUGUCCCUGACGGGCACGCUGGCAGCGGCCUUCCUGGCCACGUUGUGUCCCGACCACCCGGCCGCGGAGCUGCACUGCCUGGCCUGCCUGCUGGCUCACGGGCGCCCCCUGGAGGCGGCGAGGCGCUGCUGCGCACUUCUGGCCACUCGGCCCCUGCACAGCCUGGAGCUGCAGCUGACACGCGCCUUGGCCUGGGUGCUGUCUGGAGCCGCCGACCGGGGCCUGGCUGACUACCUGCGGGCCUUCGCCGCCAGCGCCCAGCGCACGGUGGCCUUUGUGCAUGCCCAGCAGCAGCCUUACCUGCCCAUGCUGCUCAACACGCUGCGGGGCUGCAGCUGCAGGCGCCCAGGGACCAACGGAGUGGACCACCAACACGAGGCCUGUGCAGGGCUCCUGGCCGCCCUGGACCCCAAGGGCACCUGGAGAGAGGUUCUGUCACCAGAAGCUCUGCUCCGCAGCGGCAGGUACCAAGACUGCCAGGUCGCGUGCAGCCAGGCCCUGCAGGCCAGCACGCUCCCAGGCGAGCGUCAGGCUGCCCUGCUGGUGAUCCGCGCGGCCGCGGCCUUCUUCCUAGACGCCAGCACCCCGUGCGUGCUAGGAGACCUGCACGAGGCCUUCGGCCAGAGCCCCACCGAGGCGCGCGGGCAGCUGGAGGCGGUGCUGGCGCCCCCGGACCUGGAGCUCCUGCGAGCCAGGGCGCAGCAGGUAGCCGAUGCGGGGCUCGCCCACUUCCAGGAGGCGGUGCGGGGCCGCAGAGACCUGCGAGAAGACUCCGGCCGCGAGCUGCUGGGCCCAGUAGCCCGCGCGCUUCACGUCCUGCUGCGCCUGGGCCCUCCCGGGGCGCAAUGGGCACUGGGCACCCGCCUGGCCGAGUGCCUGCUGCUGGCGGGGGACGCGGCGGGCGCGCAGGCGCUGUGUGAGCGUCUGCUGGGAACCCGGAGCCCAGGGUACAAUGCAGGGGACCGUGCGCACUUGCUGGCGCUGCAUGGCUUCUGUGCACUGCACUCUGGCAACAAGCAGCUAGCCCUUGAGGACUUCCAGGAGGUGGUGGCAUGCGGCCCCCCGCAGCCCGGCCCCUGCGUGCGCGCCCUGUGCGGCCGUGGGCUGCUGCGCGUGCUGCAAGGCAGCGCCUUCCUGGGCGCGCUGGACUAUGUCACCGCCUGCUGCCUGCGCCCAGAGGAGGCGCUGCUCGUCUCCAAGGCCCUGGUGCCCUGGAACCACCGCGGACUGCUGCGGACCGUGCUGCGCGAGGAGGGCGAACGCUUACUGCGCCGGAGCUCAGACCCAGGGCCGCGGGGCUGCGGAGCAAAGGCUGCGGAGAGGGACAGCCUGGAGGCGCAGGAAGGGGACGCCCAGGGCGUACAUCAGCUGGCCAUGCUGCUGAUGGAGCUGGACGGCAAUGAUGAGGCUGCCCACCUGCUGGCCGCCGACGCCUUGUACUGCCUGGGUCGCCUGGAGGAUGCCCACAAUGCCCUACUGGUGGCCCUAACCCUCAAGCCUCAGGCAGCCCCCGUGCUGGUGCGGCUGGCCCUGCUGCAGCUCCGCAAGGGCUUCUUCUAUGACGCCAACCAGCUGGUGAAGAAGGUAGUCCAGUCUGGAGACACAGCCUGCCUACAGCCCACCUUGGACAUCUUCCAUCACAAAGACCGCCAACUGCUACAGGCCCACUGUCACACCCGGGCACUGGCCAUCCUCCACACACCACCCGCAGGAGCUGAGGACCCAGCCCGCACCCGGGAGGCCAUCGCCUACCUUUCCCUGGCCAUCUUCACAGCAGGGGGCCAGGCAGUUGAGAGCCUGCUGACCCGCGCACGCUGCUACGGGCUCCUGGGCCAGAGGAAGACUGCCCUGUUCGAUUUCAACUCAGUGCUGCAGGCAGAGCCAGGAAAUGUGUCUGCACUGUGUGGCCGGGCCUUCCUGCUCCUGGCCCUGGACCAGCACCAGGAAGCCAUUAAUGACAUCUUCUCAGCUCUGAAGCUCGAACCCCAAGCUGUCAUCUCUGAGAUCCGCUCUCUCAAGCCCAAAGCCCGGGCUCUCAUCACACAGGGCCUCGCUUCACACUGCCGGGUCCUCCUGAGCCAGCCACAAGGAGAUACAGAGGACUCAGGGGCCACACUUAGUCCUGAGGACACCCAGGGGCUCCUGGCUGUGGGAGAGGCACUGGUCAGCAUCGACAGCGGGCAGCCCAUCUGGCACAUCCUCCUGGCUGACAUGUUAACUGUGGCAGGCAGCUAUGAAGAGGCGGGAGUCCACCUGCAAAAGGCCCUGCACUCCUGCUCAGCCACAGAGGCGGCACAGGCCCGCUGGGGACUACUGCAGCUCAAGAAGGGAGAGGUGGAGGCUGCAGCUCGGAACCUGCAGGGCCUGGCCGAGACCGACGUCCAGGACCUGGGCUUCCUUCUGCAUCUCCUGGAUGCCUCCCAACGCCAGCUUCUCGCCCAGUCCAGGCAACUAGGCCUUCAACUUGCUCAGCCCAGGCGGCUGUCUCUGCUUGGCGGGUUAUUCUGGCCCCGGGGAGAUCUAUCUCCUGAUCCUCCCACGUCCCUGCGCGGCGAGAAGGCAGGGCAGCAAGGCCGUGGACAUGGGAUCCCGGAACUCUCUCAGUGCAAACACCUGCGGCCCCACCAUCAUUCCCCCCCUACCCCGCAGCGAGCAGCUGCUCAGGAAGCCGGCAUCCUCCUUAAGUCGGGACCUCCGGGUCCAGCCCUGGGCUACUGCACCCUGGCCGUCAUUGCAGGUGGACACAGGGCAGAACACCUGCGCCUACGGGCCGCCUGCCUGGCCCAGCUGCGGGACUUUGGGAGAGCACUCGCAGACCUGGACCAUGUGCUCCAGGAAAGUGUGGGAGACAACGAUCUUCCUACAUGGGCGAGAGACCUCUGCUCCCAGGGCCACCUGCUACUGAGCCUAGGGGAUAAGGUCGGAGCUGCAGGGGCCUUUGUCCAAGCCCUGAAGCUGGCACCCCAACAGGCUCGGAGCAGCCUAUAUGAACAACCGGGCCGGGACGCCACCGCCCACCUGCUCCUGGACCGGGGCCAGCGCUGCCUGGAAGAAGGGCGCCUGGAUGAAGCCUGGGAAGCGGCCGAGAGUGGCCUCCUGGCGGACCCGGAGCACAGUGGCCUGAAGAAGUUGAAGGCCAGGAUCCAGAAGGAGGCGUCCUCCGGGUGCAGGCUGCACUGACACCGGAGCCCCCUGGGCCCAGGCUCUGGUCAUCUGUGCAGACCCUACCCUGGGCAAGAAGAGACCUUCAGCUCUGGAAGGUCCAUUAAUCAAAAUUUCCAAGCAAAUGACCUGCCAGCAAAGACACCAGCUUCCCUUGGGGAACGUGAGCCACACCCCCUCCUGGUGGCCCCGCCCCUGCUGAGCGGAGGGGGAGCGGAACUGAUCUGCAAAACUGAUGGGGGGGGAAUGCUCUGGUGUUUUCUUAAGAGGAUGAAACCUGUUGCUAAUUUGUCUAGAAACUUCUCUCCAAGACAGGACGAGCUGCAUAGGCCCCAUCACUAUAGGAGUUCAGACUUGAGGUCUGAGUUGUGUGGGUCUCUCUCCUGUUCGUGAAGGACAAUCACACUGGGAGGUCACCUCUCUGGCCGGUGCCCUGGACGUGAGAACUACACUUCCCAUGAAUCCCUGCGUGGCCUAUAAACCUCCCUCCUCCCCCCCCCCCCCCGCCGCCACGCAGCCACGCCUUCGCAAAUCACAAGGCGCCUCUAAAGAGUGAACUGGCCAAUCACAGAAUUACCAAGAGCUUGAAAGAAAAAUUUUCUCAUAGGGCCGGGUGGUGGUGCAUCUGGUUGAGCGCACAUGCUACAAUGUGCAAGGACCUAGGUUCGAGCCCCUGGUCCCCACCUGCUGGGGGAAAGCCUUACAAGUGGUGAAGCAGUGCUGCAGGUGUCUCUCUGUCUCUCUCCCUCUUAAUCUCCCCUUCCCUCUCAAUUUCUGGCUAUAUCUAUCUAAUAAAUAAAGAUAAUAAAAAAUUAUUUAAAAAAAAAGAAGGGACUCGGGCGGUAGAGCAGCAGGUUAAGCACAGGUGGCACAAAGCACAGGACCGGCAUAAGGAUCUCGGUUCGAGCCCCCAGCUCCCCACCUGCAGGGGAGUCGCUUCACAGGCAGUGAAACAGGUCUACAGGUGUCUCUCUUUCUCUCCCCCCUCUGUCUUCCCCUCCUCUCUCCAUUUCCCUCUGUCCUAUCCAACAACAGCAAUAGCAAUAGCAGCAAUAACAACAAGGGCAACAAAAGGGAAUAAAUAAAUAAAUAAAUAUUAAAAAAAAAGAAGAAGAAGAAGAAAUUUCCCAUUACCUCUUACCUGGCUCCAGUUCGUUGUAACUACGCCACUGGGCCACAAGGAGCCAAUAUUUGAACCCCAUUCCUCUUGAUCUUUCUGUUUACUCUUGGCAUCUACUCCUUAUUCCCUGAUUCCAACACUAUGUUGGUAAACGAAUCUCCCCUCCCUGCCCUGUCUCAUCUGACUGAAGUCACACGACCAACUGCUUGCCCUUGUCUGCUGACUUUUUCUCAGUUCCUGUGACCUUGAGCAUCCUACCUCCUUCUAAAAGCUACAAGACUUCACCUGGAGUACCCUGUGAUUCUGUGCCUGGUCUCCUCUCUGCCCUGCAUGCCUACCUGCCGCCCUCACUCCAUCUCCAGUUCCCAUUCCUCCAGGGUCCAGAGCAAGUGGUGGCCCCAGACCUCACUAACCUCUCACAGAUGCCCCAGCCCACCACCAACAACUGGCAACAUGGGCUUGACAGCCCCGACUUUCCUUGGACUCCUCCCCUCCCCAUACUGGAUAGAAAGUAAGAGUCCUCUUUCCCCCAUCUUCAUCCCAGCCAACAGGAACCCUGAUUGGGGGGGGGGGGGGCUCCAUGCAUUCCUAUAUCCUUCCAUUUAGGGGUCUUCAAGCAACCACUGCUUGUUUAUGAUUUCCCAGGGUCCCUUCCCCCACCUGUUCUCCAACCACAUGUCCUUGUCACCUUGUCCAUCUACACACCCCUAGAUUAGCACACAUCUGUGCACAAAAGACUCAAGUGAUGGAUGAGUCAGCUUGGAGCCCAGGAAGUAAGAGGGAGCCAGGAGCCCAGGUGGCUGAGAAGGCCCCACCUCCUGAGGCAAGGAAUGGAGGCCUCACCUGGACUUUGUCCCUGCUGCCUUCCCUUUUCCUAUCCCUACAGGACCAGCCAGAGUUCUUCACACAGAGCUGGGGCCCAGUCCCCCCAGGGGCAUCUCCUGCUCUGCCUCUAGAGCUCCUCCCUCCCCAGGCAGCCCCACCUGCCUAAGGUCCAUGCCAGCUCCCUACCCUGUACCCCAGGCAUCCUGAAAGACUGUGGCAGACCAGGGUUUCUCCUGCUGGGGUGAUUCCAGGGCUGAGAAGGCUCCCAAUGGUAAGGGGACCACUGGGGCUGGGGUACAGCUGACAAAGACAGUUCCAGAUGCCCUGCACCCCCAUUCCCUGGCCAGCCAACCUUCCUCCCACAGUGCUCCCCACUACUCAACUAGAGGCCAGGGACCCAGACCUAGCUGUGUACCCCAAAAGAGCACCCCUCAUGUCUGCCCUGACCAUGCUGGGCUCAGAGGUUGGUCAUAGAUGGGCCUCUCACCUCCAAUUCCUGUCCUGGGAAGAUGGAGUUGACUGAUUGUCAACAAUCUAUUUCACCAUAGGCUCCACAGAAAACAGCCGGGGACCCUGUAGAGCAAGGCUUGUCCUUCUGAGCCUCAGGACCCAGCCUGCCUUGCCCUGCCCCUACCCUACCUCCACUCUGCUCUGCACCAGGGACUGUCCCACAGCCACUGUUCACAGGUGUAUAAGAGAGCCAGCCAGUGCAGCCAGUGGGAGAAACUGCUCUGCUCUUCACAGUCACCACAGUCUAGCCCACAGGAAAAUGAUAGACAAAAAUUGGGAGGGUAGGUGGAGGUAGAGAGGGAGAAGAAAAGAGAGACACAUGCAACACAGCUUCACCACUCAUGAAACCUCACCCCCUGCAGAUGGAGACCAGGGACUUGAAUCCGGGUCCUUGUGCAUGGUGAUGUGUGUAUUCUACCAGAUGCACCACCACCUGAACCCUAAUGAUAUUGUUGCAGGUCACUAUUAGACUGUUCCCUUUGCUUCAUGAUCUUGAAGAAUCAAGGUCUGUAAUUCAAUAUAGAAAAACUACAUUUCCAGGGUCGGGUGGUAGUACACAUAGUACAUGCACAUAGUACGAAGCUUAAGGAUCCAGGCUCUAGCUCCCAGCUCCCCACCUUCAUGGGGGGGGUCACUUCACAAGCAGUAAAGCAGGUCUGCAAGUGUCUCUCUCUCUUCCUCUCUAUCUUCCCCUCCCAUCUCAAAUUCUCUCUGUCCUAUCCAACAUUUAAAAAAAAAAUGGGGAAAAAUAAAAAGAAAGAAAAUGGCCGCCAGGAGCAGUGGAUUCAUAGUGCAAGCACCAGCACCAGCAAUAACCAUGGAGGCAAAAAACUACAUUUCCCAGAAUUCCUGGCACCAAGCCACAAAGAAAAGGAGGAAAGUACGUCAAAAGAAGAAUGCAGAACCUCCAAAUCUUCAUAUGAAUUAUUAUUGAAAUAAUUGUUGUUGGAUAGGACAGAGAGAGAUGAAGAGAGGAGGGGAAGGCAGA